Messenger RNA from Aplosporella prunicola CBS 121167, 1171 nucleotides. RefSeq lists its product as uncharacterized. Gene Ontology annotation, biological process: transmembrane transport; metal ion transport. Gene Ontology annotation, molecular function: cobalt ion binding; cobalt ion transmembrane transporter activity; magnesium ion transmembrane transporter activity. The transcript has 4 exons. The coding region runs from base 60 to 1094 and encodes 344 amino acids. The record is from RefSeq and is a predicted model, not a curated record. NCBI's taxonomy places the organism in Eukaryota, Fungi, Ascomycota, Dothideomycetes, Botryosphaeriales, Aplosporellaceae. Gene Ontology annotation, cellular component: membrane.
AUUUAAUAAGCUUUACGAACCGCACGAAAGACAACGAAACACUUACUAUAGAUGACUCGAUGUACAUCUUGUCGGAGACAAAAUAUCCACAGUUCACCAACUUCGAUUCCAAUGGUUUCUUUGGCUGUUGCUCCACGUACGAUGACCAGAAGGACGAUGAACUCACUGGGCAUAUUUCAGGCGCCUGCUUCAAAGUCAAGCAUAUCUGCGGGACUGCUGGUUCAAGGAAACAUCCCUAUUUAUGGCUCCAGUUCAGCGCUUCAAUCUAUUGGAGCCUCUCGGAAGGAGUCAAUCUUGUCAUCUGCGUGAACGCACCUGAGAAGAUGCAAAAUCAGUUGAAGACACUGGCACGCGCUUGGGAUAAAAACAAAACUGAUCCUUUCACCUGGUACGUAGUAAUGGCGUAUGAGAUUGCAAAGGAGUACGAUGCGUCGGUGCAGGCUCUCCGAAAUGUGGUUCGGCAUGUUGAACUGGAGCGGCUCACACCGCAAUACGUCGAAAGCGACUUUCAUUCCCUCCACGAUAUUGAAAGGCACGCAAUCCAUUCGAACGAAACCUUGGAUGUGGCAGUAGACAGUUUGGAGAGUAUGAUCGAGCAGCACAGUCAUCUCCAACGAGACUGUUGUAUGCCUACAGGUGUGGAUCACGGUAAGGCAAUGGUUUUCAAGAAAACGCACGUGAAGCUCGGAUUGGUGUUGAAGAAGCUUCGUGCCAUCCGUGCACGCUCCAAGACCAUUGAAGAGAGACUGAAGAACGAAAUCAGCCUUGCUUUCAAUCUCGUAUCUCAGCGAGACAGUCAGAGUGCUGUUGCACUUGCGGAAGAUGCAAAGAGCGAUAGUUCGGCCAUGCGGAUCAUCGCAGUGGUCUCGGCAAUUUUCCUUCCCGGAACCUUUGUCUCGUCGCUCUUCGGUAUGAACUUUUUCGCCCUAUCGAACACAGCACAGUCCCGACUGAUAAUGUCUGACGAUUUUUGGCUGUACUGGGUGGUCACGAUACCAGUGACUUCCAUGACUUGCCUAGCAUGGGGAAUAUGGUGCUACUGGCCGACAUUGUCCAAGGAAAAGAGCCGGUCCGGUGAGAAAGAUCCCGUGUAAAGCAUGGUACCCGAGAAUUAACAGCGAGAAUACGUCUGUCACCGAAGCCGUUCAAAUUGUACAGUAGGAUGAGCGUA